AAUCGAGAGGGUUCAAGAAAGCACAGUGCGAGGACUUGGAAACCGAUGAACGAAACGGACUUGAGGGCCUAUGUGGGUCUGUUGAUUCUGGCGGGCGUGUACAGGUCUCGGGGUGAAGCGGCCGUGAGCCUGUGGAAGGCAGAGUUCGGAAGGGCAAUUUUCAGAGCGACCAUGUCCCUGAAAGACUUCUACCGCUACUUGAAAACGCUGAGGUUUGACGAUCGGGAGUCAAGGCACGUCGGUGGGAGAUCCUCGGACAAAUUGGCCGCUAUCCGAGAGGUGUGGGACAUGUGGUGCGAGCGGCUGCCUGCCCUCUACAAUCCGGGGCACGAUGUUACGGUGGACGAACGAAUGGUUCCUUUCAAGGGCCGAUGUUCCUUCCAUCAGUACAUGCCCAAGAAACCGGCUAAGUACGGACUCAAACUGUGGGUAGCGUGCGACGCGAAAACUAGCUACGCGUGGAGGUUGCAGGCGUACACUGGCAGACCAGAUGCCUCGGCCACAGCAAGGGAGAGGAACCUCGCCUUGCGGGUCGUGCUAGAUCUGACCCAGGGACUGGAGCAUCGAAUGCUGCCCCAGGAGCUGGUGUUCGCGCGCGGGCGGCAGGUGUUCUCCUCCGGGUUCGCUUUCUCCGAACUGGCCACCCUCGUAUCCUACGUGCCCAAAAGGGGCAAAACCGUACUGCUCCUGAGUACAGGUCACCCGAGACCCAAGAUCGACAGCCAGCGCAAGGACAGGAAGCCACAUUUGUCGCCCUGUUCCACAACAUCAUAG
Scophthalmus maximus (turbot) is the source of this 774-nucleotide messenger RNA. Its product is annotated as piggyBac transposable element-derived protein 4-like. Lineage: Eukaryota; Metazoa; Chordata; Actinopteri; Pleuronectiformes; Scophthalmidae. The record is from RefSeq and is a predicted model, not a curated record. The transcript has 3 exons. Bases 46 to 774 code for a protein of 242 amino acids.